Lates calcarifer (barramundi perch) is the source of this 3047-nucleotide messenger RNA. RefSeq names its product RAB35, member RAS oncogene family b (gene rab35b). Gene Ontology annotation, molecular function: GTPase activity; GTP binding. Lineage: Eukaryota; Metazoa; Chordata; Actinopteri; Centropomidae. The record is from RefSeq and is a predicted model, not a curated record. The coding region runs from base 261 to 866 and encodes 201 amino acids. The transcript has 6 exons. Gene Ontology annotation, biological process: endocytic recycling. Gene Ontology annotation, cellular component: endosome membrane; plasma membrane.
GUCAGAGUUGGGUGCAGCUCCACCAGAGAAGGAAGCGGAGUUUCCGGCUGUUUGCAGCGGAGGGAGAGGAUUGCUGACGCCGCGAAACCCCGAGAAAAACGCCGCCGGCUCGGGGGCUAAGAGUUUCUAACAUCUGUAGUGGUCGUAUUCUUUCAUAUCGGGGGAUCUGGGGGCAGGUGAUUUUUUACGGGCCGAGGGGGUCGGACAGCAAACCGAGCAAAGAAGCGGCACAAGGCGGGGGUGAGCCACCAGCUACCGGCAUGGCCAGGGACUACGAUUACCUCUUCAAGCUGCUCAUCAUCGGUGACAGCGGAGUGGGGAAGAGCAGUCUCCUCCUGCGAUUUGCAGACAACACAUUUUCAGGUAGCUAUAUCACCACGAUUGGGGUGGACUUUAAGAUCCGGACAGUGGAGAUCAACGGGGAAAAGGUGAAGCUACAGAUCUGGGAUACAGCAGGGCAGGAGCGCUUUCGCACCAUCACCUCUACGUACUACAGAGGAACACAUGGGGUCAUAGUGGUAUACGACGUCACGAGUGCCGAGUCCUUUGUCAACGUCAAACGAUGGUUACAUGAAAUCAACCAGAACUGUGACGACGUGUGCCGAAUAUUAGUGGGAAACAAGAACGACGACCCCAACUCCAAGGUGGUCGAGACGACUGACGCGCAGAAGUUCGCUGAGCAGAUGGGAAUCAACCUGUUUGAGACGAGUGCAAAAGAGAACAUCAAUGUUGAAGAGAUGUUCAACUGCAUCACAGAGCUAGUGCUAAGAGCCAAAAAGGAGGUGCUAGCCAAGCAGCAGCAGCAGCAACAGAACGACGUGGUCAAACUCACCCGGAACAGUAAACGAAAGAAAAAGUGCUGCUAGCAAACUCGAAGCCAUCCACAAAAAGGCCGGCGGUGUCUUUUUCUUCACACACACAUACACACACAAUGGGACUCAGAGCAUCUAAAUUAAAGAGCAGAUACAGAUUUAAUAAAUAUACGGUGAAAGAUUAAAAAAUAAAUGAAUAAAUGAAAAAAGUCCCCUUUGGACAAACUAAUCAUGAAGACUUUAAAAAAAAAUGUACAGAUUUUAUCAGACAUCAGAUCAAGUUUUAUUUGGAAUUCAGCAGAUGGGCACUAUUGACCUGAGGUCCUGCUUUCUUAAAGGAUCUGCAAGCUGACAACUGACUGCCAUAAAUCUCAGAUUUAUAUCCACAUAAUCCCCAUAUUCUUCAUCAGUAUCUCAUCUCUCCUUCUCAUUCCACUGCACACGGGACAUUCAGAGUCGAGUCAGACUCUGCGCCUGAGGAGAAGGAGGGCUCACCAUUUUUUGGAUCUAUUUGUUUGUUUCUAGUUUUAUUUUAUGGGGAGGGGAGGGGUGGGCUGGGAUGAGGGGCUGUUUUGUUGGUCAGGAGGCGGUUUGGAACGGACGUCUGAGUAAAGAGGUCUCGUCACCUCUCUCCAGUUUGAGCAUUUCAGACACCUGCGUUACCACAGCUCUCACCAACAGAUCAUGAACUGCUAGAUUUUGUUUUAUUUGACUUGAUGGGGAAAAAAAAUCACAUGGAUGAUGAUGAUGAUGAUGAUGAUGAUGAAGAAGAUGACUGGUAGACAACCUUUAGCAACUAAUCCGAUGGACAGAACUGGUUUAUUUUUUUUUGUCUAUGUUUUGCCAAGCUUCCCACCCUCUCUCCUCUAACCUCCAGUAGUGCUGAGCCAGCAAUAAUUGAUUUUAUUUUAUUUUAUUUUUUUCUUUUUUGUCUUUUUGUUCAAGUGCAGCAGAGCAGUUGAACCACUCCUGGAGCUCUCGGACGUUUAGCUCUGACAGCACCGGUCACUGCAGUCUUACUAUGCUUUCAAAGUUUGCUUUUAAACCUUUUCCUCCACAUUUUUUUUUUAAAGAACGAUACUGCCAACAUAAAAAAAAGAUAGUAGACGCUCAGUGGCGCCUCUCAUUUGGACUGUUGCCAUAACGGCCCCUAGUCGGCCAAGAGGCGGGGUGAAUCAGGGUCUGAUUGGACCUUGUUGAGUCCUCAGGAAGCGUUCAGGCCUAAGCUCCCACCCACUCUCUCCCUCUCUUUCUCAUUCUAAUAUCUGCAGCCACCGGCCUUCUCCCCACACAACACCCACAUAUCAGCACCUCUCACAGCGAUGGACUCGCCUCCUGUAUUCGGUCACUCUCGGGACACGAGGAGGCUCUUACUCCUGACACCGGCCUCUUACUCAUCGCGGUGACCUCCAAUCCAUAGCAGACUUUUUGCCCUUGGUUUUUUUGAGCAUAUAACACUUUAUUUGAAGGGGUAUUUAAAAGGUUUCGCCAUGCAUUUAGACUGUCAAGGAUUUACUGUGUUUCUUCAGUUUGCAGGAUAUUCUUAAUAGUUAACUAAUGUUAAAGUCUGAUGUCAUUUUCAACUGAAGUGUUACUGGACAGUGUUUUUGGCAUCCAUGAUGAGAGUGUGGCAGAGAGUGGGACUGUUAAUGUAAGAACAGAUGGGGAUGAGCUGCAGCACUGGAUCUCAGUGUGUUUGGGCCUGAGCUCCUCUCGAUCUCCACGUGCACCACCAGGGUUUGUCGCAGAGGCAAAGCAUCACACUCUGUCUAUUCCUGACUUUUUCUUCUUUAUUUUGAAUUGGGAGAGUAAUAAAAGGAGAGAGCUGUAGCUAUUGGCUAAGAUUCUGAUGGAAAUAUUUUGUUUUCAUCCUCUGCACAGACUCUGGCAGGCAGUUUGGGAUCCUGAUAAACGUCGAGAGGUCGCUGUGACCUGAUACCAUAUCUAGACCGAGGGCCUAGAGAUGGUAUCAGAUCUCACACUUUAUGAUUUCUAUUCAUUAUGUGUAUGUAUAUAUAAAUAUAUUUGUGUGUUUAUAUUCAGUACGGAACAUACACACAUAAUUAGCGCACCAAACUGUGCAUGUGUUAAACAUGCCUUGUGUGCUAUGGUUGAAACACACUCGUCAGCUGUGGUUUGCUGUACACUGGAGAAAAAGAGAUGUACUAUUCAUUUUUCCCUACAUGAAUUUAAUCAGUAAUAAACGUUUUAAAAGAAUAAAUAUUUGACACAUAA